AUGGUACCCCCACCCCCCACCAACAAGCCCCACGUGUGCCUGUCCACCAUUCUGAUCAUGAGCAGCAUGGCACUGAUUGAUGCCUACCUGGUGGAGCAGAACCAUGGACCUCGCAAGAUUGGCAUCUGCAUCAUGGUGAUGGUGGGAGACAUCUGCUUCCUAAUCGUCCUGCGAUACGUGGCAGUGUGGGUGGGCGCCGAGGUUCGCACGGCCAAGCGAGGCUACGCCAUGAUCCUUUGGUUCCUCUACAUCUUUGUGCUGGAGAUCAAGGUCUACUUUGUGUACCAAAACUACAAAGCGGACAGGAAGAGCUUGGACGCUCUUGCGAGGAAAGCGUUGACGUUGCUGCUGUCCAUUUGCAUCCCAGUGCUGUUUGUGGUGCUGGUGGCCAUCGACCACAUGGAGUAUGUCCGCGCCUUCAAGAAGCGUGAGGAGAUCCGGAAUCGUCUCUUCUGGGUGGUGGUGGACUUGCUGGACAUAUUGGACAUCCAGGCGAACCUGUGGGAGCCUCAAAAGAAGGGGCUUCCUCUGUGGGCUGAGGGGCUCAUGUUCUUCUACUGCUACAUCCUGCUGCUCGUGCUGCCCUGCGUGUCCUUGAGCGAGAUCAGCAUGCAGGGCAUCAACAUCGUGCCCCACAAGAUGCUCCUGUACCCCAUCCUCAGCCUGGUGACCAUCAACAUCAUCACGCUCUUCAUCCGCGGGGGGAACAUGAUUCUAUACAGGGACGCCAGGGUGUCUGGGAUCCUGAUAGGAAAGAACAUCCUGGCCAUCAUCCUAAAGACCUGCAGCUUUGUGCAGUACAGGAGACAGUUGCAGAACGCUCCUCCUGCCUUCGGGGUGGAGCUGCAGAAGAACUCGGUGGCUCACGCCCGCCCUGCUCCCACCCCUCCUCAAGUGGUCAUGCAGGACCAGACACCCCUCCCUGAAGUGACGACGUGCGAGCACACAUGACAGAACGGCGAGGUGAAUCCUGGAAAUGUCAAUAUGAGUAUAUACGACCCUCAGGAUGCUGGCGGGGCACAGAGUUCCUCACCUUUUCGGGUGUGUGAGCACUCAUGUGAACACACGCGAGAUGCUUAAUGGCACACAGGACACUGCAGACGCUUAGCGAGGACGGAGCUGUGCUGUAUCCAAAGCCGUCAUGGUGCAAAAUACAGUAUUACUUGUGACUUUGUUGAAGCAUUUCCCCCCAGUGAAUCUAGUUAACUGUGUAUUUUUUCUAACUGUACGAAAAGAAAAAAAAAAAACAAGAAAAAGGCAACUACUGCAAGAUUAGAGGAUAUAUUUUUGAAUUGUGUGUGUUGCAUUCUAAUCUUAAAUUUAAGGGUCUGUGUGCUGUGGUGUGUAUUUCUGUUGCUCGAAUGUUCUUAGUAGUCGAGGGCUUUAACGCGUCAAAGUCAGAUGGAGCCACCACUGAGGACGAAAAUAACAGUUAAAGCUUUCUCUUGGAAGAAGUGUGUUUUUAUAUGUGAUUCUUUGAUAAAGUAUUG
Messenger RNA from Stegastes partitus (bicolor damselfish), 1490 nucleotides. RefSeq names its product transmembrane protein 121. The coding region runs from base 1 to 951 and encodes 316 amino acids. The record is from RefSeq and is a predicted model, not a curated record. Lineage: Eukaryota; Metazoa; Chordata; Actinopteri; Pomacentridae. The transcript has a single exon.